UCACAGGCCCAGCUACUCUGUUUCUUACUUUCAUUUUCUGGUGAGCACAGUAAGAGUGUAGAAACUGAAAACUAGGGUUCAAGCUCUGCUUCUCCGUCGAGAAUUUUGCACCUGAAUCUGCGAAAAUGGCCAAAUUGAGGAAGCUAGGUCGACCCAUCGGUCACCGAAUGUCCAUGCUCAGAACCAUGGUAUUGCAGUUGAUAAAGCACGAACGCAUCGAAACAACUGUUGCUAAGGAGGUCAGAAUCAGAAGGCUUGCAGAUAACAUGGUACAACAUGGUACAACUUGGAAAGGAGAAGGAGGUGAGGAAGCUUCAUGCGGAGGAUGGCAUGGCGCCGCCGCCGUUGCUAAGUGUGUUCGUGAAGGGGAGGCUGAACGAGUUGGGUCGGGUCGGCCGGAUCUUGAGCGUGACCCGUGUGGAGAGAGGGGGUUAGGAGGCUUGGUUGGUGAGGACGAAAUCUGCUGGUAAUUAGGCCAACCCAUACUGACCACCACCCUCAACCAUGAACAAACCGAACAAGGGCAGAGGCAAGAGUGGGAGGAAGAAAGAAGAGACACGAGUUUGAUGGUUGAUUUCGCCGUGACCAUCGAGCCCUGUCGCCGCCGCGAGUGCAAGGUUCAAACACUCUGUUUCGGUGUACCGAGGUCACAGCGUCGGAGUCUCGUCGCCGUCCUGGGUCUUCUCGCCCUUCGUCUUCCUUCCUCCUCCGAUUGCUCUCUCUCAUGAGGGUUGGGUCUUCCUUCAUCCUCUGAUUGAACCCUGAUUUGGGGGAAAAAAUUCUGAGUUUGAAAUUUCUGGGUUCGAAGAUUGAAACUAGAGAUUGAGGAUGAAGAAGGAAAAUAUCGAGAUGGAAGGGUGGUUGUGGUGGUGAGUGGUGCUGGUGAAAGGGAAGAAGAAGGGUGGUUGUGGUGGUGAAUUCGCAUAUGGGGUGGGGGAGAGCAGAAGAUGAGUGGGGGAGAAAAAACGUGCUUUCAGGAAGAAGAUGGGUAUUUUUUUGGUACAAGAAGAUGGGUAUUUGUUUUUACAUUGAAGAUAUAAAUUUAAAAAUAAAAUAAAAGAUAAUUUGUUUUUUUUUUUAAUUUAGUGUAGGGGGUGCAGACAGUAAAAGGGGGUGAAAAUAGCAACAACCGUUAGCAAUUGGAUGGAAUGAUAACGGCAGGACUCAAUUUUCACAAAUUGAAAUAUGAGGGAGUAAAUCCGCUCGUUUUAAAUAUAGGGGAGGAAAAUCACACAAUGGAGAUACUUAAGGGAGCAAAAGUGCAAUUAAGCCUUUUAUUUUUUUAAAAUUCCUCAACUUAUGAUUAAUAACUAAUAAGAUUUAUAAUUAUUAUUAAGAAUAUAAACAAAUUAUUAUUAACAAUCUAUUAUUGUCAUUAAUGUAAGGUAGUUAAUUUCAAUUAUUAUUAUUUUUAAAAAAUUCACCUCAAGUUGUAAUGAAUAAUUAAAAUUUAAAUAAUUUAAAUAUUUCAUUUAUUAAUUUCAAAAAAUUCAAAGCAGUUUUUCUCAUAUUUUAUCUUUUAUACCCUUUAUAAUUUUUCUGCCACCUUUCACCACCAUCUUUUGUUAUAUUCCUUUUUUUUUGAAAUAAUUCCUAGUUUACUCUCUCUCUCUCUAGAUUAAUUGAGGCACAAGUCCGGGAUGGCAAUGGGUAGGGUCUGAGUAGGGUACUACAGUACCCAUCCCUAUACCCGCGUUUUCAAAAAGUACUCGUACCCGUCCCUAUACCCACGUGGGUAGAAACCUGAGUGCCCGUCCCCGUACCCUCAGGGUACCUAUAUGCCCGUACCCGUGCCCGUUACCCGCAAUUUAGUUAGUGAAAAUUUAACUUUCUUCAAUAGAAAAUCAAAAUAUAACUGCUGUUAUAAAAUAAAACUCAUUAAUUAAAAAUACAAAUGAUCAUCAAUAUUUAAGAAGUAAAAUCAUUUGAAUAAUCAUUUGAAUAAGUAUAAAUUUUAUAAAAAGAAUAAGCGAGAAUUGAAGCUUAAAAUUUAUAAAUUUAGAUUAUUAAUAAACUCUUAAAGUUGUCGGUUAAUAAUUUAUUUUUAAAAUAAGUGAAAAUAAUCAUGAACCGUACAUAUAAUAUUAAGACUUCACUUGCGUAUUUUUUAAAAGAAGUUGAGAAGUUACAUUCUAAGUUUAUUAAAAUAUACUACCAAUUAUGUGUAUGUAUAUGUAUAAUAUGUGUGGGGGGGUAUGGGGCGGGUUGGGUACUGUAGUACCCAUACCCGCACCCGUACCCAUUAAUUUUUGCGGGUAUUUACCCAUGCCCAACCCCAUACCCACCUAACGGGUUUUUACCCUACCCUUUGUGGGUAUUUUUUGCGGGUACCCAAUGGGUCUUGGACCCAUUUCCAUCCCUAAGUCCGCCCAUUAGAAAUUUUCAAUGUCAAUUAAUUCCCACUAAUUUAGGCACAAGUCGUCCAGUCGUGUGUAUCUUCGAUUCAAAAUUCAAACUCACCGCUUGGCUUCUCUCUCGCACAGCUUCGAUUCAAACUUGCACUGCUUCACUACUUAAACUCACACUGAUCCUUCUCUCUCGUGGUUUCUGUUUCUCUCACUCUCGUUCAAAUUCUGUGGAAACAAGGAAGGAAACAAGCAACGCGCGUUUAGAGACUCAGACCCAGGGCAGAGGUGUCGUCCCGAUCCUUCACCGCUCAGCGCCGUCGUGAUCUCUUUCUCUAAUUUAAGAUGGCGUCAGAACACUCCUCCUCCUCUUUAAUUCCAAUAAAUGCAAGAUAAAAAACAGAGGCAACCUAUUAAGGUUGAAGGCAUAAAAAAACUUCUGGCUCUUGGAUUGACAGAGGCAAAAAAAAAAAGGCUAAUGGAAAAAUCAAUCUUUUCCAAUUUAGUACAAGUUCGAAAUGUGAGAGAGAGUUCUGGCACUCUCAUUAGACUUUUCUGUAGACUUUAUCAUCCAGAAAAUAAAAAUUUUGUCUUGAACAACAGGGGGGUAACCUUCCGCUUUUGUGCCGAAGAGGUGGCACAUGUCCUGAGUAUUAAAAAUACCGGGACUGAUUUAGUUAACACUAAGGGGAAAGAAUUUCCUCAAUUCCUCUUUGACCUCUGCAACAAAUAUCCUCCUAAGAAAAAAGCACCAACAACAACCAUAAUAACAUCAAUGAUUAAGAGUGUAUUGAAUCAAAUGCUUGUAAAUGACGAAGAAAGCAAAUUCCGCUUCAAACAAUUGCUUUGUUAUUACCUCAUUGAGAAAAUUCUGAUGUGUUCAGCCAAUCCAAAGGCUCCUCGUAUGUCUUUUUGGGGGAUAGUAGAAAAUUUGGAGGCCUUGGAACAAGUCAAUUGGGCAAAACAAAUUUUUGAUUACACCUGUGAAGCUAUUUCUGAUCUUAAGAGUAGGACUCCCAAUGUUGUACAGAACCAAUUUAAGGGGUGUGCUCCAGCUUUAGAGACAAUCAUAUACGAAAGAAUCCAACCUUUACGACCACAGCUACAGAGAGAUAAUUCUUAUCCUCCGGUCCAAAAAUACUAUUCUCUCAGGCAGACGAAGGAUUAUUUUGAGGGUAUCUUGGAAAAGCUUGAAGCCUCGGAGAUAAUCAAAUGUCAAUGGUGUGGGGAUGGAGUAGAGGGUGAUGCUAGCCUUUCCACUCCCUCUACUCCCUCUUUGAUGGCGGAGGAGGAGUAUGAUAGGGUGCUGGUGGAUAUAGACUCUAUGACCAUGACUGAUGCAUCAUCUUCACCUGUUCCUUCCCAGGUGCCUCCUCCUCAGCCAGAGAAAGCUUCAUCAUCUUCACCAGUGCCUUCACAUGUGCCUUCACAGGUGCCUCCUCCUCAGCCUGAGAAAACUUCAUCAUCUUCACCAGUGCCUUCACAGGUGUCUCCUCCUCAGCCUGAGAAAGCUCCAUCAUCUUCACCAGUGCCUUCACAGGUGCCUCCUCCUCAGCCUGAGAAAGCUCCAUCAUCUUCACCAAUGCCUUCACAGGUGCCUCCUCCUCAGCCUGAGAAAGUUCAAAGGAGGUCGGCAAGGCCAAGAAAAGCUAAUCCUAAGUAUACCAAUUAGUUCAAGAAACAAUUGUUCUGGUUUUGUUUGGAACUAAUUUUGUGUAAUAACUUUGAUGCAUUUUCUGUUGUUUAUAAAGUGCAUUUGCUUU
This is a messenger RNA of Lotus japonicus, 4108 nucleotides long. RefSeq names its product probable pathogenesis-related protein ARB_02861. The record is from RefSeq and is a predicted model, not a curated record. The coding region runs from base 2731 to 4017 and encodes 428 amino acids. Lineage: Eukaryota; Viridiplantae; Streptophyta; Magnoliopsida; Fabales; Fabaceae. The transcript has 8 exons.